Molecule: messenger RNA, 957 nt
Organism: Arxiozyma heterogenica
Lineage: Eukaryota; Fungi; Ascomycota; Saccharomycetes; Saccharomycetales; Saccharomycetaceae
Gene: GIS3
Product: Gis3p
Exons: 1
Coding region: 1-957 (318 amino acids)
Source: RefSeq, a predicted model, not a curated record
AUGUUUCAUACACAGUUUCUCCUGUUGAAUAGUUACUAUUACACUAAUACUACUACUACUCACAAUUUAACAGAUAUAUGGAAGCGUAAUAUAAAUGAGUUAACUAGAUAUAAUGAGGCAAACCCUGGAAAUAAAUGCAACUCUAAUAUAGAUAAGAAUGAAUGUAUACACGAUAAUGAUAGAUGUGAGUAUAUAAUUAAAGGUUUAGCAAAUGAUAAAAAGAUCGAAAGACAGCAAAUUUUGGCAGGAAGUCUGUUGAGUCAAGAAUCAGUAAUAUAUAAUGGUAAAUGUAGGGAAUUAAUUUUACCUCUAAUCGAAGAUAUUAAUUUAGAUGAUUUAAAUAUAGAUGAUGAUGACUAUUAUACAAUUAAUAAUGAAGAUAUUAAAUUUAAUAAAGAUUAUCAACCAUUGUUUACAAGAAGAAACAAAAAAGAGAUAAUAGAUAAUUAUGAUGAUGAUGAUAAGAAGAAGAAGAAGAAGAAUACGGGUAAGAAUGAUACUGACAAUGAUCAAACUGGGAUCAGAAAUCAACUAGUGAAUCCAAACUUUUUAAAAUUAUAUGCAAUUGAAAAUAGUGCGAUCAAAAAACAGAUCUUACCGGAAAUAAUAGUUGAUCUUGAAUUAUUGCAGUUGCUGGACUCAGCAAGAAUAAAUCAACUAGAUUUUGAUUCAAAUAUUAGAUUAGCCAUACUGACAAAAAAGAAAAUUUGGAUUGAUAUGUUAAAUAAUUAUAAUAGUAAUAAAAGAACUAUUACAGAUGAUAAACAUUUCCCAUGGAAUCUAGAAUUUGUUCCCAUAAACCAAGGGUGUAAUGACAAGAAUUAUGAUCAUAUUAUGCAACAACUACACUCAUCAGUAAUGAACUAUAAGCCUUGUGGUAAAAUAAGUAGAGGUUCAAAGCAUUCACACAUUCAGUACGUUGUCAAAGGUUGGUAUGACAGCAGAUUUCAGCAAUGA